Messenger RNA from Heteronotia binoei (common prickly gecko), 5428 nucleotides. RefSeq names its product unc-13 homolog A (gene UNC13A). The transcript has 44 exons. Lineage: Eukaryota; Metazoa; Chordata; Lepidosauria; Squamata; Gekkonidae. Bases 7 to 5373 code for a protein of 1788 amino acids. The record is from RefSeq and is a predicted model, not a curated record. Gene Ontology annotation, biological process: synaptic vesicle maturation; dense core granule priming; synaptic vesicle priming. Gene Ontology annotation, molecular function: diacylglycerol binding; calcium ion binding; syntaxin-1 binding. Gene Ontology annotation, cellular component: presynaptic active zone cytoplasmic component; neuromuscular junction; presynaptic membrane.
GCUACCAUGUCUCUGCUGUGCGUCGGAGUCAAAAAAGCCAAGUUUGAUGGCCCUCAAGAAAAAUUCAACACCUACGUGACCCUCAAAGUGCAGAAUGUGAAGAGUACCACAAUUGCAGUGCGAGGGAACCUUCCGUGCUGGGAGCAAGAUUUCAUGUUUGAGAUCAAUCGUCUGGACCUCGGGUUGACAGUGGAAGUGUGGAACAAAGGACUUAUCUGGGAUACCAUGGUGGGCACAGUUUGGAUCCCCCUACGCACAAUUCGGCAAUCCAAUGAGGAAGGCCCAGGGGAGUGGAUCACCCUCGACUCUCACGUCAUCAUGACCGACAACGAGAUCUCGGGGACCAAGGAUCCCACCUUCCACCGCAUCCUCUUGGAUACCCGCUUUGAACUGCCACUCGAUAUCCCUGAAGAAGAAGCCCGUUAUUGGGCAAAAAAACUGGAGCAGCUCAAUGCCAUGCGAGACCAGGAUGAUUAUUCGUUCCGGGAAGAGCAAGAGAAGCCCCUUCCAGUGCCGGGCUCACAGUGCUGCAACUGGAAUUAUUUUGGCUGGGGAGAUCAACAAAAUGAUGACCCCGACAGCACCGUGGAUGACCGGGACAGCGACUACCGCAGCGAGACCAGCAAUAGCAUUCCGCCCCCCUACUACACCACCUCCCAGCCCAACGCAUCAGUCCACCAAUACCCCAUGCGCCACCAGCACCGAGCUUCCCACGACUCCUACCCAGAGAACUACGAGAUGGACUACUCAGACCAUCGGCCAAUCAGCCCCACGGGGAGCAGCCGGUAUGCCUCGUCGGCCGAGUUGAGUCAAGGGAGUUCCCAGCUUAGCGACGACUUUGACCCUGAAGACAUUAGUCUACAAGGUUCAGAGUUAGACGAGCGGGAUGGGGACUCUUAUCACUCCUGCCACAGCUCGGUGAGUUACCACAAAGACUGGGAUGAAGAGGAGGAGGACCUCUCUUUGGAAGAGGACAAAUUCAGCGACGAGUACAGCGACAACGAGGAGUAUUACCCCGAGGAUGAGAUACCAGAAGCCCCACUGCAGGAGACCCCGCAAGUCUCUCCACCCCAGCAGAAGCCACAACAGGUACAGGUGCAGCAACAGAAACCGCAACAGGCCCAAUCGCUGCCCCAGAAGUCGCCGCAAGCUCAACCGCCGCCCCCGCAGCCGGCGCCACUAAAGCAGCAGCCGCCGCCGCAGAAAGCACAGCCGCCACCGCAGCAAGCGCAACUAAAACAGCAGCAGCAACAGAAGCCGCUGCCGUUGCAGCAGCAGAAGCCACCACCAGCUCAGCCGCCCCCCCAGGCGCAACAAAAGCCGCCUCCGCCGCAGGUGCAACUAAAGCAGCAGCCGCCGUUGCAGCAAAAGAUGCAGCCGCCGCAACUGCCGCCGCAACUGCCGCCGCAGCAGCAGGCGCAGCAGAAACCCCAACCCUUGCAGCAGCAGGAACAGAAAGGGGAGAAGGUGGACGAAGCUCUCCCCGUCCCUCCGGAGGAGCUACCUGUGGAGGAGGCUUCAGCCAAGGAAAAAGAGCAAGAGGAAAAAACCCCUGAAACGGAGGAGAGGGAGAAAGAACCAGAGAUCGUAGUGGACCCUAAAGCACGGGCGAAAGCCAACUGGUUACGAGCAUUCAACAAAAUCACCAUGCAGCUUCAAGAGGCCCGAGGUGAAGGAUCCGGAGAAUCCAAAUCUCUGUGGUUUAAAGGCGGGCCUGGAGGAGGGUUGAUCAUAAUUGAUAGCAUGCCCGAUAUACGCAAGAGAAAACCCAUUCCCCUAGUUAGCGAUUUGGCCAUGUCCUUGGUCCAGUCCAGGAAAGCUGGUAUCACGUCAGCACUCGCAUCGAGCACUUUAAACAAUGAAGAGCUAAAAAACCAUGUUUACAAGAAGACCCUUCAAGCCUUAAUCUACCCCAUCUCUUCCACAACCCCCCACAACUUUGAGGUGUGGACGGCCACCACGCCCACCUACUGCUACGAGUGUGAGGGCUUGCUGUGGGGCAUUGCACGCCAAGGGAUGCGGUGCACCGAGUGCGGGGUGAAAUGCCACGAGAAGUGCCAAGAUCUCCUCAACGCGGACUGCCUGCAAAGAGCGGCAGAGAAAAGUUCUAAGCACGGAGCCGAGGAUCGGACGCAGAAUAUCAUCAUGGUGCUGAAAGAUCGCAUGAAGAUCCGGGAACGCAAUAAACCGGAGAUCUUUGAGCUGAUCCAGGAGAUCUUCGCUGUCUCCAAGACCACUCACACCCAGCAGAUGAAGGCCGUCAAGCAGAGCGUGUUGGAUGGCACCUCCAAGUGGUCAGCCAAGAUCAGCAUCACAGUCGUUUGUGCGCAAGGCCUGCAGGCGAAGGACAAGACGGGUUCCAGCGAUCCAUAUGUCACGGUCCAGGUUGGGAAGACCAAAAAGAGAACGAAAACCAUCUAUGGCAACUUGAACCCAGUCUGGGAGGAGAACUUCCAUUUCGAAUGCCAUAACUCUUCCGACCGAAUCAAAGUCCGUGUCUGGGAUGAAGACGAUGACAUCAAGUCGAGAGUGAAGCAGCGUUUCAAGAGAGAGUCCGACGACUUCUUGGGCCAGACGAUUAUCGAAGUGCGGACUCUGAGCGGGGAGAUGGACGUCUGGUACAACCUCGAUAAGCGGACGGACAAGUCAGCCGUAUCUGGCGCCAUCCGGCUGCACAUCAGUGUGGAGAUCAAAGGCGAGGAGAAAGUGGCACCGUACCACGUGCAAUACACCUGCCUUCAUGAGAACCUCUUUCAUUUUGUGACGGACAUCCAAAACAAUGGCGUUGUAAAAAUUCCAGAUGCCAAGGGCGAUGACGCUUGGAAGGUUUAUUUCGAUGAGACAGCCCAAGAGAUUGUGGAUGAGUUUGCCAUGAGAUAUGGGGUGGAGUCCAUCUACCAGGCCAUGACGCACUUUGCCUGUCUCUCCUCCAAAUACAUGUGCCCUGGGGUGCCAGCUGUUAUGAGCACCCUCUUGGCCAACAUCAAUGCUUACUAUGCUCACACCACUGCCUCCACCAACGUCUCUGCCUCUGACCGUUUUGCUGCUUCCAAUUUCGGGAAAGAACGGUUUGUCAAAUUGCUGGACCAGCUACACAAUUCUCUUCGGAUCGAUCUCUCCAUGUACCGGAACAACUUCCCUGCCAGCAGCCCGGAACGGCUGCAAGACCUCAAAUCGACCGUGGACCUCUUGACCAGCAUCACCUUUUUCCGGAUGAAGGUUCAAGAACUCCAGAGUCCGCCACGAGCCAGUCAGGUGGUAAAAGACUGUGUGAAGGCCUGCCUCAACUCAACAUAUGAGUACAUCUUCAACAACUGCCAUGAACUCUACAGCCGCGAGUACCAGACUGACCCGACCAAGAAGGGAGAAGUACCGCCAGAGGAACAAGGCCCCAGCAUCAAGAAUCUGGAUUUCUGGUCCAAACUUAUCACCUUGAUAGUGUCGAUCAUUGAGGAAGACAAGAACUCAUACACACCCUGCCUCAAUCAGUUCCCUCAAGAGCUGAACGUGGGAAAGAUCAGCGCCGAAGUGAUGUGGAACCUUUUCGCUCAGGAUAUGAAAUAUGCAAUGGAAGAGCAUGACAAGCAUCGUCUGUGCAAGAGCGCCGACUACAUGAAUUUGCACUUUAAGGUGAAGUGGCUGUAUAAUGAAUACGUCACCGACCUCCCUUCCUUCAAGACCCGGGUCCCCGAAUAUCCUGCGUGGUUUGAGCCUUUUGUCAUACAGUGGCUGGAUGAAAAUGAGGAAGUCUCGCGAGAUUUCCUACAUGGAGCGCUGGAACGAGACAAAAAGGACGGGUUCCAGCAAACGUCAGAGCAUGCCCUUUUCUCCUGCUCCGUGGUGGAUGUCUUCUCCCAGCUGAACCAGAGCUUUGAGAUCAUCAAAAAACUGGAGUGCCCUGAUCCGCAGAUCGUGGGUCACUACAUGCGCAGGUUUGCCAAGACCAUCAGUAACGUCUUGCUGCAGUACGCCGAGAUCAUCUCAAAGGAUUUUGCUUCCUACUGCUCCAAAGAGAAGGAGAAAGUGCCCUGCAUCUUGAUGAACAACAUUCAACAACUUCGCGUCCAGCUGGAGAAGAUGUUCGAGGCCAUGGGAGGGAAAGAGCUGGACACAGAGGCCAGCGACAUCCUCAAAGAGCUCCAAGUGAAACUGAACAACGUCUUGGAUGAGCUGAGCCGGGUGUUUGCCACCAGUUUCCAGCCCCAUAUCGAGGAAUGUGUGAAGCAGAUGGGGGAUAUCCUAAGUCAGGUGAAGGGCACGGGAAACGUCCCCGCCAGCGCGUGCAGCAGUGUGGCUCAGGAUGCUGACAACGUGUUGCAGCCCAUCAUGGACCUCCUGGACAGCAACCUGACCCUCUUUGCCAAGAUCUGUGAGAAGACGGUCUUGAAACGAGUGCUGAAGGAGCUUUGGAAACUGGUCAUGAACACCAUGGAGAAGACCAUUGUGCUUCCCCCUCUCACGGAUCAAACGAUGAUUGGGACACUCUUGCGAAAGCAUGGCAAGGGGACAGAGAAGAGCAGGGUGAAAAUCCCCAGUCACACAGAAGGUACGCAAAUGAUCUUCAACGCAGCCAAGGAGCUGGGGCAGCUGUCAAAACUCAAGGACCACAUGGUGCGAGAAGAAGCCAAGAGUUUGACCCCCAAGCAGUGUGCCGUGGUGGAGCUUGCCCUGGACACCAUCAAGCAAUAUUUCCAUGCCGGAGGAGUUGGACUCAAGAAAACUUUCUUGGAGAAGAGUCCUGACCUCCAGUCGCUCCGCUACGCGCUCUCUCUUUACACCCAAGCCACAGACCUGCUCAUCAAAACCUUUGUCCAGACUCAGUCCGCUCAGGGGUCCGGUGUGGAUGACCCCGUCGGAGAAGUCUCCAUCUACGUCGAACUGUUCACCCAUCCUGGGACAGGAGAGCACAAAGUCACCGUCAAAGUGGUGGCCGCCAAUGACCUCAAGUGGCAGACCUCGGGCAUCUUCCGUCCCUUCAUCGAGGUCAACAUCAUCGGGCCGCACCUCAGCGACAAGAAGAGGAAAUUCGCCACCAAAUCGAAAAACAACAGCUGGUCUCCCAAAUACAACGAAAGUAUCCAGUUCGCCUUGGGAACGGAGACGGGGCCGGAGUGCUACGAGCUGCAGGUCUGCGUGAAGGAUUAUUGCUUUGCCCGGGAAGACCGCACGGUGGGCAUUGCCAUCCUCCAGCUGAAAGACAUCAUGCAGCGGGGCAGCUGUGCCUGCUGGCUGCCUCUCGGACGGCGCAUCCACAUGGACGACACGGGGCUGACGGUCCUGCGCAUCCUCUCCCAGCGCAACAACGACGAGGUGGCCAAGGAGUUCGUCAAGCUGAAGUCGGACACGCGCUCCGCCGAGGAGGGCAGCAGCUAAGGCCCUUUCCCCCUCCCUCUGUCCUUCCCUCUACCCACAUGCUGCUAGAAUCACC